Messenger RNA from Lodderomyces parapsilosis, 906 nucleotides. RefSeq lists its product as uncharacterized. Lineage: Eukaryota; Fungi; Ascomycota; Pichiomycetes; Serinales; Debaryomycetaceae. The coding region runs from base 1 to 906 and encodes 301 amino acids. The record is from RefSeq and is a predicted model, not a curated record. The transcript has a single exon.
AUGGACUUACAACACACCAACGGAUGGAAAGCAAUUAGUGGAUCACAGCUUGGUUUGUUUGUACUUGCUAUUGGUGCAUUCAUCUGCAUCACAGUCAUCCAAGUCAGAAAAGGAUUUAAAAUCAAGACUAUCUUACCAUUCUUUAUCCUCAUGAUAAUCUUCAACGGUGUUAAAAUUGUUGGUGGGAUCCUUGGGUUGGUGUUUCUUGGAAAUGACCACUUCAACAAUGGUUUAUUUAUUGCUACUUAUAUUUGUGAUUCGAUCAGUUUAGGCUUCAUAACAAGAGCAAUUAGUUCAUUGGUGCAGGAUGUCAUGACGAAGAAACUGCAAACCCCCGUGGGCGGUGAUGAUAACGAUGUUAUCGACUCGGAUAGUGAUACUAAUGGGUCCAUCAGAGGUUUUACAAAAGGUCCGGAGGACGAGGAGUCUGCACAUCACCACAAUGUAAGCGAAGUUUCAAUAUCCCCCUUUAGCAGAGUUGAAAAUUUGAAAAAGGCACCAUUCAAAAUCCUUACUGUGGUUUUAAUCGCCGCCGUGAUCACAAACAUUAUUGGAACAAGCCAAUUAGAAAGUGAUGGUCUGUCAUCAAACUCUACUGAGCAAACAUUGAUCAAAGUUUCAGCUGUGCUUUUUGUCGUUGGUGUUGUGGGUCUUAUCGCUGUGUUGGUGCACAUAUCAAUAACUGCAUCACACUGUGCUUGUAUAGCUCAGAUAUUGAUUGCAGCAUUGGUGGUGUUGAUUGUUCGAUGCGUUUAUUCAUUGUUAAGUGCUUUCCAUGGUAUUAAUUUCAAUUCACCAAGCGAAUACAUUUUGAUGUUUGGUAAACCCAAAUUUUACGGCUGCUUGGCUUUGUAUCCGGAGAUUUUGGCUAAUAUCAUUUUAUUAAUUGCUCAUUACAAGUGGUGA